GAGCAGCUGGUGGAUUCGAACUGCCAACCUUUUGAUUAGUAGAUGAGCUCUUAACCACCAGACACCAGGGCUCCUCCAACACAUUACUGCUCCCUAAAAAUUAAGGGAAGCACACUAUUCCUAGGAUUAUGUGAUUCCACUGGAGUCUUCAACCCUGGAAAGCAUUCAUUUUUUCCAUUUAAUCGGCAAACAUUUAUUGAGCUGUCUCUUUGCUGGACACCGAGCCAGGCCCCUGUCCUGUAGUAUCUUCCCUGGGGCCUGGACAUCCGUGCUUGGCCCAGGGGAGGCUUUCCAUGAGUGCUUGUUGAGUUUCCAGCCCCUCACAGCUCCCUGUGUGGCCUGAACUGGAUUCACACUGUAGACUUUAGCUUUUCAGCUUCCAAAUACCCUGGCUGAAGUUCCCUUUUCUAUUCUGAUCAUGUAAAUAAAGUGCUUGCUCACUCUUGUCAAUGACAUUGAAAAAUGCACCCUUCUAAAUAGUGAGAUGAUGAAAAAUGCAAAGUAGAUUAUAGCUAAGGAUAUUUUUUCCAAUUUAGAAAACCUAGUCCCUUUCCCUUGGUCUGUCAUUAAUAUCACCCGUCAGUCUAUUUAUUGACUCUACAUAGAAAGCUGAGUAUUGAGCUGAAAUUUCAAGAAAAAUCUUGUCUUGGCCAAGCUUAUAAGAGGAAUGCAGAUUUCUUUAAGGCUGUCUUUGAAUGGGAAGAGGACUGAGAGAGUGUCUGUCAAUGGGGCUGCAGUGGUUGGGAUCCAUCCAUUACCGGGCAAAAGACCUCCAAGACAAAUGGGUGCCUUCUCUGUAUUCCUAGAUCCUUACCCAGAGCCUGACACAGGGAGGACCACCUGGGCCUCAGUUUUCUUGUUUGCAUUAAUAAUAACUCACAGAGCGGCUGUGAGUACCAAAUGAGGCAGUGUCUGUGGGUGCACUUUGUAAACAGUAAAUUAUGUACUUAGUCUCUACAGUCAACACCAAUGCGUUUUGUGAAGUGUUUAAGGAGUAAAUGAGGUAAUGUAUUAAAAUCACAAGCACUUGAUCAACUGCAGAGCUAUGCAGGUAUGAAUUUUUUCACCUAGUUCUGUUCCUUCAUUUUAAAGAUAUAGUGACUUGCUAGUUAUUGUCAGCCGGAGAGCAAUACUGGGUCCCAGGCUGAGAGUCUUUGAUCCCUAACCUGUCGUUCACAAAUGUAAUAUUUUUUCUAGGUAGCUGAUAGAGAAGCUAAUGAUCUGGAGUGGGGAAAGGAAUGUGUAGGUGCACAGUUUACUCAUUACCUGUUGGAGAUGGUUAAAUUGGCAUUGAUAAUCAUUACUAUCAGGCAUGUCGGGAGGCUGGACUAACCAGGGACAUUGGCAUCUGGCUCUGGGCUAGGAUCCUCUGGUCUUGUUGGAUGAAGACAACCCUGCCUUUGUCUUCUUUGAUGAGCACACCACUGCCAAGUUAACGUUGCCUAGCAUUGUUUUGAAUUUUUACUGUAAUAGCAGGACACUCUAGUGUAGGGAUUUGACCUGCACUAUCUCACUUGUGCCUCAGCAUGACUCGUUGAGGCAGGCAUUAUUACCCUCAUUUAAUGAGCAAGGAAACUGAGGUGCAGAGAGAUUCAGAAACUUGCUCAACCUCACACAGCUAGUAGUAAAUGGUGGGACUGCAAUUCGGGCCAGAUCUGCCUGUCCCCAAUGCUUGUGAAUUUAUCCACCCCACUCUGAGUGGCCUCACUACCCCACCAUCAGGGCACACCCACAGAAAGGCAUCUUGAUGAAGCAGAAGUCUUUUUAGCACCAAUUGUUCUGACCUAUUUUCACAGGCCUGCUUGCAGAAUACUAGAGGCAUUUGUGGAAGGAUUUUCCCAUUUUCCUUAGAUGUUAAAAAGAAUCUGUGUUUUAUAAUCCCACCAAUCUCUUGAUCUAGCUUAGCCUAGGAUUAAUUGCAUUUAAAUUUGUAUUUUCUGGACCAAAUAAGCUUAUGUCCAUUGGAAAAUACCACAGGUAAUUGUGUUGCAUUGGAUGUUUCAGAGGGAGCAACAGAAGUUAUGAGUCUUCUAAUGGUAUUUUCACUAUCCAUCUGAAUGCUGAAAAUCAACAGAUAGGCCUGGUGUACCUUCUCUUUGGGGAUCUUUCUUUCCUUCUACCACCUAGAACAGCCUGUUUUCUCUUUGAGUUAUUUUUCUUUGUCAGACAGCAGUUUCUAUAGUAGAUUUAUAACUUUUUGAACUGAGCAAGAUGUUCUUUAAACAAACAGGGAAAAGGGUGAAAGAAAUGUGGCAUUGGAAAAGCUCUUCUGAGUGAUGGAAAGCGGAAAACUUCCAUUUGAAUGAAUAAUUAUUUGCCUGAACUUCCAGAUGUUCUUUAAAAUAUCCAAAAGCUGCUGACAGCCCAGAUCACAUGGAGGUUUCUCUGUUGAUCCACAGUGGCCUGGCAGUUACUCAUAAAGGCCCCAUACUGCUCAGCCUAAUGUAAUAAUCCCCUGAUAAGAAAAUACUGUUCAGCUGAUCAGAAUGGUGAUGUUUUAGGCUAACUCCUUUCCCACAGACACAGUCAAUCAGCUGAUAUUUAUGGAGAGCCCAUUAUGUGCUCAACAUCCUAAGUCUCAGUCUGUGUAGAAUUUAAACAUGAGGAUUGAAUUAGAAGGGCACAGACCAGAAUUCCCAGCAGAGAUUAAGGAGAGAUCAAUUAUCACUUUUACAGAGAGAUAAGACUUGCAGUUCCUCUAGUUAUGAAAGGGCGUUUACAAAAUGGGAAGGCAGGAAAUGGUGUGAUUUUUAGGGCCUGGAGGCAAUGGGUCGCCAGUGAAGAUUCCUGUAUUUGAUUGUACAAAACUGUUUGGAUGCCAAAGAGGGCUUAUAGUGAUGUUCAAGUGGUGAAUGGCAGUACUUGUCCAACAUCCCAUGGGUGAGGCUACAGGUAACUACCCAAAUGCUUCUCAUACCUGCAGCCAUACAUCAGUCCCUCCCACACACAAUACAGUGUGUAGGGCCCAGUGUGCGUGGCCAAGGCAGCGUAUGCGCAGCACCAUCUUCCAGCCAUCACUCAUUCCGGUGACUCACUCCUGCUGCUCCCUCUUGUCCUGCCUGUCCGUCUCCUGACUGCCUGGCAUUGUUGGGUGUUGGCUGAGCCUGUGAGCCCAGCCUGGUAUCUGCAACCCACCCCUCUUCACCUUCUCUUCCAUUCCGUCAUUUCCUAUAGUUCCCCAGCUAUGUGAAACCACCUCCUUCUUCUGGUCUCAAGGUAGGUGAGGCUAUGGUUCAUAUGAAGCCUGUACCUUUUGAUUAUACCAUAUGGGCUGUUAGGGUAAGCUUCAGAAUCCCCAGAGAGGGCAAGUUUCCUGCCCAGAGCUGCACAGCAUGCUCAGAUGGGGAGAAUAAUUCAGAUGCCUUUGGUAACAAGUAGUGUGGAGAUACAAAUGAGAUCCCCUCCCUCCUCUGAUAUCGAGCAUUCAGCACCUCUGGGACUUUCUGCUUGGGUGGUGACCCAGAAGUUGGGGACAAGACUUUAGUUCUCACAAUCAGCAAGACUGAUGAGUAGAGCCUCUUUGGGGGCCCAGUGUUGGAAAUGGCUUGUUUAGCAUCCAUUGAGUGACUAUCCCACAAUACCUUUUGCUUCAUUUUUAGCCCAAGAGCCUGAGCACAAAUCAGUCCUCCAUCUUUAUUUGCAUGUAACGGGUAGUUUGUCUUCUAAGACUUGGACACUUGUCACAAUGGAAUCCAAGUGACCUCCUGUUUCUACUCACAGCAUCUGAGCUUUUAGGUUAUUUGUAUAAGAGAUCUGACCUGAACAGCCCAGCCAAACAAUUCUUCAAGGAUAAUUAAUAUUCCCUGUCGAGAGCAACAAGUGAAAUAGGAUCAAGAUGAAUGCCAUGCUGGAGACCCCUGAGCUCCCGGCCGUGUUUGACGGAGUGAAGCUGGCCGCAGUGGCUGCCGUGCUGUAUGUGAUCGUCCGAUGUUUGAAUCUGAAGAGCCCCACAGCCCCACCCGAACUCUACUUCCAGGAUUCAGCGCUCUCCCGCUUUCUGCUCAAGUCCUGUCCGCUUCUGACCAAAGAAUACAUUCCACCAUUGAUCUGGGGGAAAAGUGGACACAUCCAGACAGCCUUGUAUGGGAAGAUGGGAAGGGUGAGGUCACCACACCCAUACGGACAACGGAAGUUCAUCACCAUGGCUGAUGGAGCCACUUCUACCUUCGACCUCUUUGAGCCGUUGGCGGAGCACUGCGUUGGAGAUGACGUCACCAUGGUCAUCUGCCCUGGAAUCGCCAAUCACAGUGAGAAGCAGUACAUCCGCACCUUCGUCGACUACGCCCAGAAAAAUGGCUAUCGGUGUGCCGUGUUGAACCACCUAGGUGCCCUGCCCAACAUUGAACUGACCUCGCCACGCAUGUUCACCUACGGCUGCACGUGGGAAUUUGGAGCCAUGGUAAACUACAUCAAGAAGACAUACCCCCUGACCCAGCUGGUAGUCGUGGGCUUUAGCCUGGGUGGUAACAUCGUGUGCAAAUACUUGGGGGAGACUCAAGCAAACCAAGAAAGGGUCCUGUGCUGCGUCAGCGUGUGCCAGGGAUACAGCGCGCUGAGGGCCCAGGAAACCUUCAUGCAGUGGGAUCAUUGCCGGAGGUUUUACAACUUCCUCAUGGCUGACAACAUGAAGAAAAUCAUCCUCUCGCACAGGCAAGCACUUUUUGGAGAUCGUGUUAAGAAACCCCGGUGCCUAGAGGACACAGACCUGAGCCGGCUCUACACAGCAACGUCCCUGAUGCAGAUCGAUGACAACGUGAUGAGGAAGUUUCAUGGCUAUAACUCCCUGAAGGAAUAUUAUGAAGAAGAAAGCUGCAUGAGGUACCUGCACAGGAUUUAUGUGCCUCUCAUGCUGGUUAAUGCAGCUGAUGACCCCUUGGUGCAUGAAAGUCUUCUAGCCAUUCCAAAAUCUCUUUCAGGGAAACGGGAGAACGUCAUGUUUGUGCUGCCACUGCAUGGGGGUCACCUGGGCUUCUUUGAGGGCUCCGUGCUAUUCCCUGAGCCCCUGACGUGGAUGGAUAAGCUGGUGGUGGAGUAUGCCAAUGCCAUUUGCCAGUGGGAGCGGAACAAGUCCCAGUGCUCCGACACAGAGCAGGUGGAGGCCGACCUGGAGUGAGGCCUCCAGACUCUAGUGUGCUCCAGCGGCCUCCUCUGAGACCCGCGCCCCACCCUCGCCAGCUGUGUCAGGUCCCCCAUCUCCCUCAGUGACCUGGAUCUGACCUCACACCAUCAGCAGGGGCCGCCCACCAGGCACACCUAUUCUUGGAGCAGGCAGCUCUUCCCAGGAGCUGCAGGCUCUUUUUGUGCUUAGGUUCCUGGUCUCCUCCAUUGCAUUUUUAGCCAUGGUGACAGGCGACAGGGUUCUCACCUACCUGUCCAGUGUCAGCAUUUGGUUGCUUUUCAACCAGUUAAGUCUAGUUUCCCCAUUAAAAAUGUGUCAGAACCAUAGUUUUGCUUUGCCAAUCAAAAGGCUUUUCCCCGAGAACAGUGUGGGGUGUACGUUAGUUUUGUGGUGGUUGUAUGUGCCCUUACGUAGAACCUGAAAAGAGCUCACUGGCCUAGCCCAGCGCCGACGAUGCAGCUCAGCAUUGGAGAUGCUGGCCUCCCAGGCCAGACUGUGACCUCUUAAAUGGCAAAGGAAAUUCCCUUGAGUCAUAAGGCAAGUUUUCUCCCUCACUAUCUUCUAAGACAGUUCCCCCACGCUUUCCUGGUGAUGAGAGUUUCCUGGGGCACUUGUGAAAAAUUCAGCCUCCCAGGUCCUUCCCUUUGGAGAGGCUGAUUCCAUGGGUCUAGGAAGGGGCCUGGGGAUUUUAAUUUUUGACCAGUGCCCCAGCUGAUUCUCAUCACCGGGCAAAUUUGGGAAACACUGUUCUACGAGGCCUUUAAAUUAGAAACAUCUUGGUAGCUCAUUUUAUUGAAUUGCAUCAUCAGAGGUGUCUCUUGGUUCCCAGAGGCCUCAAAAGCAGCGCGGCCUGCCACGUCACCACCCUUGUGUGAUGACUAUGUGAUGUCUUGGGAAGAGCCGUGAGCUGGGAGUGAAGAGUGUGGGCUGUGGCCCUAGCUCUGCUUCUCACUGGCUGCAUGAUCCUGGAAAAGUCCCUCUGGACUUUAGUUUCCCCCUCUGUAAAAUGGGGGCUGGGACCAGGUAGAUUGCCGAGAUCACUACUGGUUCUAAAGUUCAAUGACAAACUCAGUUUGCUGCAGUUUGAGAGAGCAUCCUUCCAGAGGAACGUGGAAACUCCCCCCGUCCAAGCGUGUAGCCUUGAUGUCAUCAUUUGCCUUUCUUUUUUGUCCUUCAUUCUAUAUAGAGGUUUUUCAGUUUGAUUUUUUUCUUUUAAAAAAAACAGUGGUUUGUAAUUUUUUUUUUUUUUUAACCCAGGUAUCGCUAACUCUGGAUUUGAUACCAAACAACUCAAAAGUUGGAUCUGAGUUUGGAGAAACAGAUUUCCAACUGAAGAGGGUAUUCUUUUAAAUCCAGACUUUUAGUUUAAUGUCCUGUAUUUGUAUACUGUUGGACAGAUCUUUCCAAACUGUGUCUUCUCAAAUCAAAAUGUAACUCUAGGCUUCGAGUACGCCUCUCCUCCAAUCCCGGGGUACUUGAAUAUCUCAAAACCCUGCACUUUGAAAAAUCCGCAGUUGCUAUCUGGAACUAAAUGGAAUUACAGGUGAAACUGCCUGGAUACUUUUAAAAAGAUUUUCCCUGCUUCAGCUCCUUUGGCUCCAGGACAGACAGGAAUAUAAUAGUGGGUCUGUGUGGAUGUUGAAGGGGUACAGGGAGCCACCUGAGCGCUUGAAUGCAGAGCCUCAUGGCUGCGGGUGGGUGUAGUUUGGACACUAGUCCAAGUGACUAUGACGGUAAUGUCUGUAACCUGAACAUGUGUUUCUGACAAUCACCAGAUCAUCCUGACUAUUGACAUCAGAAACAACCAUUUUUUAAAAGGAUUGAGGUUUCUGUGGUCUCAGCUUUGCUUUAGUAUAAUUUCUCACACUCCCCCAAAUUCUGUCAUUGUGACUUUUCCCCCAAGUUGUCAUUUCUCCAGAGCAUUUCCUUUUCAUGUUAUUUUAGCACAAAUUGGCACUUUAUCAUCUACCCCUCGAUUUGGAAGCUAGUCCCUCUCCUUUGUUACUUUUCCCUCCACCCAACUACAACUGUAAUCUAGAAGAUUCAGAGACAUCUCCUCCUACUGCCUUCAUGUCUCAAGACUCUUUGGGAGAUUAGGUGAACCAAGCAAUAACUUAAUAGGGUUGAAUCACCAUCACAGGAAGCAAGAAAGUUCUUUCAUUUCUUAGGCCCCAUCUCUUGACCUAUUCUGCCAAAUUAGUGGCCCCGGUCCUGGCUCCAUUCAGAGGAGAAAAGACAGUCCCGUGGUCACAUUCACAGAGUACAGGGGUGGGGUGCCCAGGAGCCUUUGCUCUUCGGAAGACUGGCUUUUGGAGAUCACAGUUCUCGUCUGCACAGCAGCUCUGGUGGCCUCCGUGGAGGCAAGGAGGGCUGGGGGCAUAGCCUUUGUUGCCACACAAGGAGAGUUUUGCCCACAGGAUCGUGGGGGCCGAGUCCCAGCUGAAAUCUUUUUAGCAUGUGACUCUGAAUGGCACUCACAUGGAAUCAACUGAAGCCUUUUGUUCAAGCUUCAGGCCCUCAGCAUGGAGAUGAGAAUGUGACUGUGGCUGUCUCACAGGAAAAUUCUUGUUUGCUCCUAAAAGGGAGCACAGAGGCCUUGAAUUCGCUGAGAUGCAAGCUGGCCUAAUAAACAGGGGAGCAGCAUUUUAUAUGUAGGUCAUCAUUUUCCUUCCUCCAGGUUUCCUUGCUCUUCUUCCCUGACUCAUUCAGUUCUGAUGAUAAUAUAAGUUCUCAUCUUACUAUUAAGAUCCUAUUUCGGCUAAAACAAGGCUGAAUUUUCAAAGAGUGUUUACACUGCAUUUUACGCAAAUAAAGUGCACCUUUUUCAUUUGUUUGCUAGUUCCCCCCCACCCCCACCCCCCGUAUUUUUCUAAGCGCUAUGCUUUUUUUUUUACAGCAACAUGUGGAAGAGGAUUGUCAUGGCAGCGCUUGUGAGGGUUCCUGGGGAGUGGGGCACUGCUGGCAAGCAGACACAUUUUAUUUGUGUAAAAAAUCUGGUAGAUAAUGUAUUUUAAAAUCUGAUUAAGGAUAUAAAUUGCAUAGACAAAGACAAUUCUGUUGCCUUGU
This is a messenger RNA of Trichechus manatus latirostris (Florida manatee), 8185 nucleotides long. It is a transcript of the gene ABHD2, whose product is annotated as abhydrolase domain containing 2, acylglycerol lipase. NCBI's taxonomy places the organism in Eukaryota, Metazoa, Chordata, Mammalia, Sirenia, Trichechidae. Gene Ontology annotation, biological process: steroid hormone receptor signaling pathway; medium-chain fatty acid catabolic process; acylglycerol catabolic process. Gene Ontology annotation, molecular function: monoacylglycerol lipase activity; acetylesterase activity. The transcript is spliced from 11 exons. Gene Ontology annotation, cellular component: sperm plasma membrane; sperm flagellum. The record is from RefSeq and is a predicted model, not a curated record. The coding region runs from base 3836 to 5113 and encodes 425 amino acids.